UCCAACACCUUGUAAGAGUGAGGGUCUUGUCACCCUGUGUCCCCCUUCCCCUCUGUUUGGUAUUCUCCCUGUAUCUCCCUCCUGGUAGACUCCCUGUAUCUCCCUCCUGGUAGACUCUCUUAUGAUAGCGUCUAGGUAGUGGUAAACUCCCUGUAUCUCCUUCGUGUUAAACUCCCUGUAUCUCCUUCGUGUUAAACUCCCUGUAUCUCCUUCCUGGUAGACUCCCUUAUGAUAGAGUCUUUGGGUCGUGAUAAACUCCCUGCAUCUCCCUCCUGGUAGACUCCCUUAUGAUAGAGUCUUUGGGUCGUGAUAGACUCUCUGUAUCUCCCUCGUUAUACUCUCCCUGUACCUCCCUCCUGGUAGACUCCGUAUCUCCCUCUCUAUACACCCCCUGAGCCUCAUCAUAGGGAGACUCAACAGAAUGACCAAUACCAAGACAGGAACAUGUGCUGUUCCGGCACGACACUCCCUAGCACUAUUGACGUCAGCGGGCGUGGCAGUGCUGUACAUGCUGAGGAUUAACAUGUCCGUAGCGAUAGUAGCUAUGGCUCACACACCCACGCCCACUUCCGGGAACUCCAACACCACUACCCACGCCCACACUACCGCCUACUGUGUGUCAUAUAACCAGGAGAACCAGACAAUACUGAUGGAGGAGACAUUGAAGGGGAAGAAGACAGCAGGAGCAGAUAACUCCACCUUACCUGAAGACUACCUGACGGAGGAAGACCCACUCACUAAUAAGAUGGUGUUGACGGGGGCGGAGAAGGGGAUGGUCCUGGGCGCCUUCUUCUACGGGUAUUUCGCCACAAACAUACCUGGUGGGCGGCUGGCAGAGCUGUACGGGACGAAGCGGGUGUUCGGUGGGGCCAUCCUGAUUGGCGGCGUCCUCACCCUCUUCACCCCACUGGCCGCCCGAGCCCACUACGUUGUCCUCAUCCUGCUUAGAGCUGCCAUUGGUCUGGCUCACGGUGUGGUGUAUCCGUCCUUGAACACUAUGGUGGCCAGGUGGAUCCCGCCUCUUGAACGACCCAGGUUCAUGUCCUUCACUUAUAUGUCCAACACCCUGGGCACCAUUAUCACCAUGCCCCUGUGUGGGAUGAUCAUCGCGGAGGUGGGGUGGCCAGCCGUGUUCUACGUGACCGGGGGCGUCUCUCUGGUGUGGGUGGUGGUGUGGGCGCUGUUCAUGCACGACUCUCCCGACCAGCACCCUAAAAUCAGCCUCGAGGAGAGGAGCUACAUCCUGCACGCCAUCCAGGAUGGAACCACGCAUAACAAGCCAAGCAGGACCCCGUGGCGGAGUAUCCUGACGAGCGUACCUCUGUGGGCAACACACGUGGCUCAUAUCGGCUCUAUGUUCGGCUUCAACCUCUUACUCACACAACUACCCACCUACAUGAGCAGCAUCCUUGGCUUCUCCAUCAAAACAAACGGCCUGCUCUCCGCCAUACCCUUCGUCACACAGUUCCUGGGCAGUAUACUAUCAGGGAUGUGGGUCACUUGGUUGCUUACCCACAAAUACAUGACUGUGUUUACCUCCAGGCGGAUCUUCUCCACCAUCUCUCUGGUGUUGCCGGGAAUAGUGCUGGUGAUAGUGGGUUAUGUAGGCUGUGACAUCACCUUGGCAGUGGCACUCUUCCCCGUUAGUACAGCCUUCAGUGGGGCCAUUUGUUCCGGUCACCUCGCAAAUCACCUUGACCUCGCCCCUAACUUUGCAGGAACUAUUCUGGGCGUGAGCAACACCCUGGCCUACAUGGUGUCGAUAUGCGUGCCAGUCAUCGUCGGUGCCAUGACCCCACACCAGAACCUGAAGGAGUGGCAGGCGGUGUUUUGGCUGACUGCCGUCAUGUAUGUGUCUUCGUGGAUGGUGUUCACCGUCUUCGGGUCGACAGAAAUCCAGCCGUGGAACUACAGCACUGUCGUGGAGCAGCAGCAGCAACAGCCAACGGGGAAGGAGACCAAGUUCCUUAAACCAGAGAAGAAUCCCCAAGUUGUGGCAAGCGAUAGCCAGGCUGAGGCUUAGAAAACUGAACACAAAUUUAGUCUGUAAAUUAUGAUCAUGUUGACGAUGUAACAAGAGAGGAAGGACGCCAUUGGUAGAGCAGACUGUGAAGUGUUUGUAUGUCAUGCAUUUUGGGGAUAAUACAUAUUACAAUAUGUUAGAACAUCAGUAUUAACCUAACCUAACUUCAUCUAUUCUAAUUUAUGCAAAGUUUGGUCAUAAGAAAAUGAAUGACAUCUUAAUUUAAAUAUGAAGUCAUAUAUACCAGAAAUGCACUUAUUACAUAGAAUUACAUAUGAGAAAUAUGAACAAAAAAUUAUCCUCAUUUCACAAAAAAAGUUCAUUGCCUUUUUAAGUUAUAGUGGAGGCUUACCCUAAACCAUAUGGCAUACACGAUAAUAUUUUAAACAAUGGAUUUCAAUAAAUAAAUGUAAAAAAUUUAAAACAUUCUUUUUAACAUGUAGUGGAUAUUAUGUAUUUGUCUUUACUGUAUUACAGACUGAUAUAAUUGUUGGUUUAGUCUUUUGCUACAUUGAGGUACUGUACCUUCAAUAUUAAAAUACAGAGUUGUUUUUUCCUAUUGUAAAUAAUGUAGUUUUGUCUAAGUUUGUAUGGUAUCAAACAUACUUAUACUUAUACAAUCUGUCUCACUUUAAAAAGCUGGUUUUCCGGCAUCUUCGUGGUGUAGAUUCACACAAUAUAACCUUUUUGUUCUCUAUUUUCAAUUUC
Molecule: messenger RNA, 2731 nt
Organism: Homarus americanus (American lobster)
Lineage: Eukaryota; Metazoa; Arthropoda; Malacostraca; Decapoda; Nephropidae
Product: sialin-like
Exons: 12
Coding region: 422-2023 (533 amino acids)
Biological process (GO): monoatomic anion transport; transmembrane transport
Cellular component (GO): plasma membrane
Molecular function (GO): transmembrane transporter activity
Source: RefSeq, a predicted model, not a curated record